Rotaria sp. Silwood2 is the source of this 624-nucleotide messenger RNA. Lineage: Eukaryota; Metazoa; Rotifera; Eurotatoria; Philodinida; Philodinidae. The record is from the annotation of a GenBank genome assembly.
AUGGGAUCAAAAUCCUCACCGUCCGAUACGAUUAAUCUCAAAUUAAUUCUUGUCAGUGGUAAAACAGCUGAAUUUCAAUUUCGACCAACGACAACAGCAUCUGAUGUAGCUAAAUAUGUUUUUCAAAAUUGGCCUGAAGAUUGGGGAAAUGAACAACGAGUUGAUCGUUAUGAAGUAUUAAGAUUAAUAUAUCAAGGAAGAUUUUUACAUGGAAAUGUCACAUUAGGAGCUUUACGUCUCCAACAAGGCAAAACAACUGUGAUGCAUCUAGUUCCACGUGAAAAUUUACCUGAACCAACUGAUGGUGAUCAAAAACGAAAACAUAAGCAUGACAAUAAUCAAGAUCGAGCAGCCGAUCAUACACAAAAUGCUAUGUCAUCCCAUCGAUCAGACACUGCUAGUCCGAAUUCAACAACAACUGGGUGCUGUGAAGGAUUCAUCAAAGAAUUUGAACAAAAUUAUAUUGAACAUUUCAGACAAAACGUUCAUGUUGAAUUAAUGAAUGAAGAAGAAAAAUGUAAACAACAAGAUGCACUAUUUAAACAAUCGGAAAACUUGAAACAACGUGAACAUGCAGCACAACUAAAAUUUAUAGAGUGGUUCGAGCAUCUUGAACAGCAAUAG